This is a messenger RNA of Phalaenopsis equestris, 2068 nucleotides long. Its product is annotated as protein NETWORKED 4B-like. NCBI's taxonomy places the organism in Eukaryota, Viridiplantae, Streptophyta, Magnoliopsida, Asparagales, Orchidaceae. The transcript is spliced from 3 exons. Gene Ontology annotation, molecular function: actin binding. Gene Ontology annotation, cellular component: vacuolar membrane. Bases 381 to 1871 code for a protein of 496 amino acids. The record is from RefSeq and is a predicted model, not a curated record.
CGCCGGCAUCCUGUAGACUCCGUCGCUACCGCUGGGGAUGGGGGGGCCACAUUGCCGGCGGGCCGCCAAAUGCCGGACGUCGGCGGAGAAUCCGAAUUCCAUGGCCUUCUCUCAGCUGACCCUUUCGUGCUCGCCCCUUCAACGGGGAUUCUUAUAAUGAGAAAGAAACAGAGAGAGAGAGAGAGAAGUUCCUCUUUUUUUUUUUUUAUUUAAUCGCACGCUCGGCUCGCUUUUUCAGUCUCGUUCUUUCGAUCUUUCGAUCUGAUUUCGGCGGAGAAUCGGUUCCGAUCAAUCGGCAUUAGGAACUCUGAAUCAGUAGCUUUACUUCUAGGAAAUUAUGAUAUAGGUUUCCUUGCAUUCCUCUCCAAGAAGUGGGGAGAAUGGCAACUAGUAAAUCUCAGUCUCUUUGGUGGAACAGCUAUAUCAGUUCAAGAAAUUCAAAAUGGUUGGCUGAAAAACUUCAAGAGACGGAGCGCUUGGUUAAUGAAAUGCUGAAACUGAUUGAAGAAGAUGGUGAUUCAUUUGCAAAAAAGGCUCAGAUGUACUACCAAAGACGACCAGAAUUAGUCGCCCGUGUUGGGGACUUCUACCACUUGUACCGCACUCUUGCAGAGCGUUAUGAUAUUGUAAUCAGUGAAAUUUCAAAGAAUAUCCCUUCUGAAUUCCAAUCUCAAGGUUCAGUUAAUGGUUCUGAAUUUGGCUUAGAAGCUGCUUCACUCUCUGCUCCUUCCUCCCCUCACCUGUCAUUGAAAAAUAAGCCAAACCAACUUCAGCCAAUUUGGAAAGCUUCCAGUUUUGAAGGCCUCAGAGAAAGAUCUAAUCUUUGUAAGAUGGGUUCUGAUGAAUCAUCAUCAGAAUCUAGUUCUGAAUGUGAUAAUGGCAAGGUUAUAGAUAAUUAUGAUAACUUUUCUAAGCUGGAAGAAAGGAUAUUUGAAUUGGAACAAGAGCUUUGUGCCGCGAGAGCCAAGCUUCACAAUUGUAAGAAUGAGCACAAAGAAAAACUUGAAGAUUUGGUGAACACUGAACAUUUAGAUUUGUCUUCCACCACUUCAUCUGAUAAAAACCUUAUGGAUUUGGUAAAGCAAAUUCAAGUAUUUCGAACCGACUUACGGGAUCGUGAAGAAGAGAUCGAAGAUCUCAAGGGAGCAAUGGAGGCUGCCGCCAAUCGAUUUGAGACUGAAAUUUCAUGCAGGGACAAUAGUAUUAAAUUGUACAAGACAUGGAUAGAUGCAGUUUUUUACAAGUUUGUUCGAGAUAAUUCAUCUCCUUGCGCCGAGCUUAAAAAUGUCAUUUUUGAAGAAAAAGAUGAUGAUGAACAAACAUCAGAUCAUAAAAUGUCUAUGCUGGAUGCCAAACUUUCCAGCCUUAUGGCCUCAAACAGCUCCUAUGAAUCAAAGAUUCAAUUUUUUGAAGCAAGGGUGAAGCAAUUAGAGGCUGAGAAGACUGAAAUCAGCACAGAGAGUAAGGAACAGAUAAAUCAACUAAAUCAAAGUAUUCAUGAUUUUAAGAUGAAAGUUGAUAUGUUAACAUUGGAGAAAGAUGAGCUCAGUGCUGAAGUGCUCAGGCUGGUUGAGGAUAUCGAAACUUGGGACGAUGAGUCUCGUAAGAUCGACGAACAACUCCGCGAAUUGCAAUUGGAGCAUGACAAGCUGAUCCAAGAAGGCGAGGAUGCACGAAAAGCCUCGGCGGAACUAACAAAUCAAGUUAGAGAGCUCGAAGAAGAGGUGGAAAUGCAGAGAGGGGUGAUUGUUGAUUGUGCCGAGGGGAAGAAGGAGGCUAUCAAACAUCUGUGCUUCUCGCUAGAGCAUUAUCGUGAAGGCUACCAGCAGCUAAGGCAGCUCCUACAGCUUAAAAUCAAAGGCCUCAUUUAAAGAAGAUGCAGCUCAAAAAACAAAAUUUAAUGACUUUGCUUGCUUGAUCUUCCAAUUCAAAACAGGUUUGUUGGUAAUUUAUACAAGGCAUUUUACAUUCAGAGCACACAAUUCUAGUGCAUUUACACAUAUGACACCGAAAAUUUCAUACUUAUAUGCAUAGCGCUCAAAUCUUUAAUAUUACAUCAAAAAUAACA